AUGGCACCAACAACGGCGACGAAGCAGCAGCUAGUACAGUCGUUACCGCCGCCGCCGCCACCACCCUGCAGCGGCGUCUCCUCCUCAUCACAAGACGAUGACGAUGACGACGACGACGACGACGGCGAUGUGGUGCGGCAACUGGUGAUGGGGCGUUGGCGUUCGUCCCUGUCGUCGGGCCUCCGUGCCGCCCUGGCCUGCACCAUCGUGGGCCUCGUCUCCCUCUACGCACCGGCCGCCCUCUGCCGCCACAUCACCUUCCCGGCCUUCUCCUACGUCGUCACCGUCAUCCUUGUCACGGACGCCACCCUGGGCACGGCCCUGCGCGGCGCGGUGAGCGCGCUGCACGGCACCCUCAUGGGCGCGGCGCCCUCCGUGGCGGCGCUGUGGCUCGCGCACUGCACGGGCGCCGCAGAGUCGGUGGUGGCCACGUCGGCCGUGGUGGCGCUGACGGCGUUCGCGGUGGCGCUCCCGGAGUCGGUGGGCCCGGUGGCGAAGCGGAUCGCGCUGGGGCAGGCCAUCAUAAUCUACGUGGCCAGGUUCCAGCAGGGGGAGCGCCCCAGCCGCGCCCUGGCGCUGCUGCACCCGGCCAACGUGGUGGCGUGCACGGCGCUGCUGGCCGUGCUGAUUCCCUGGCCAAGGCUGGCCACACGGGAGGCCAGGGACAAGAGCAGAGCGUACAAGGUGGUUGCCACCGAGAGGGUCAGGGUCCUGGCUGACGCCUUUAUUGGUGUGGGUGUGGGUGUGGGUGUGGAGGCCGAGGCGUGCAGCCGGCAUCGGCGAUGGCAGAUGGCGGCGUGCAUGUCGGAGGCCAACCGGCUGGCCUCCGCAAGUGCAACCCUCCUCAACCGCAUGAACGCCAUCAAGUACGUGUUGCCGACUUGUGGACUUAUGCAUGCAUGCAGGAGGAUUUGCAGUGGGAGCAGCAUCGAGAUGCCACUGACGGGAAUGCAGAUCGCACUCACAAUGAUGCAACAAGCCUCCGGGGGCGGCCAUGGCAACAAUAAGGAAAACAUGGUCGUCGGCCUUGUCAUGGGGAUGAGGGACCAAAUACGCCUCGCCCUCCUCACGCCCAACAAGCCGAGGCAGCAGAGCAGAUCAUUAUUAUUUGGAUCAUCCUGCAGCACGGCCACUGCCACGGCCAGCAGCAGCAAGUCGCUCUGCUACUUGCCAACUCCGACGACGAACUAUGACUACGACGAGCAGCAGCAAAAGCAGCAGCUGGCGCCUUUUUUGUUCAUCCUCUCCCUCUAUCAGCUCCAUCGUCGCUGCUGCGGUGAUGGUUCCGAGACGCCAUUGACGGCAGAGGCAGCUGCCAUGCCCAACGCCAAGCAGGUAGCGCCGGCAACAACAACGACAGGCCAAGAAUUACUAUUGGAGCAACCAGCAGACUUAUUAUUGCCCGACGACGAGCAAGAAGAAGUAGAGCAGCAAGUGGGGCAGGACGAUCCAUCUUCACAAGCAGAGGCCGCCACUGCAACUGCAGGAGAGGAGAAGGCUACGACGAGGACGACCAAGCACCAGCAGACACGAUCGAGGCCCAUUAGCAGCCCGGAGCGAGGCCGUCGGUGCAGGCCAGGGAACAGCUCACCCGCUGCAUCGCCGCGCUGGCUGACUGCUGCCCGCCUUGUUGCUGAGCCUUCAUCAGAAUUAUUAUUGAAGCGGGUGCAGCAGGAGCUGGCCCUGUUGAGGAAGCACGCCGCGGAGGCCGGCAGUGAGCCCACCUACCUGUGGCUGCCGCCGUUCCCGGCGGCCUGCUACGACAAGAUCCAGGGCAGCCUCAGCAGGAUGGCGCAGCUGCUGCAGCUCUACCACCAGGCACGCCGGCACCAGCAGGUGGACACCAACACCAUCCAGCAGCGGUGCUUCAGCAGCCUCGCCUCCACCUCCCUCAGCCACUGCCUCCGCAUGCUGGAACCACGCAAAGAGGCCAAGGGCCAGGUCGUCGAUCUUGAGGCUGGGACUGCAGCUGGUGGCGUCGGCUGCAGUUGCUGCUGCUCCAAGGAUGACGAGGUGGUGGGCUCCUUCCUAGCGCAGGCAAGAGAGCUGCUGUUGAACGAUGACGACGACGACGACGACGACGACGACAGCGUUGAGCAACAAGAGGAGAGAUUCUUGGUAGUGUGCUGCCUGGGCUCCAUUGCCCUGUGCAUGGGAGAGAUCCUCAAGGAGGCCCAGCGGCUGGAGGCGCACAUCCUAGACCUCAACAACCUGCAAGUCACUACCGGAAACACUCAAGGGGCCGCCUCCGAGUUAAAACACGGACAGGUUAUCAAGCAACAAUACCACAAAUUCUGGGAACUAGUGCGAGACCUGACUGACUUGUGCCCAGGCUAA
Messenger RNA from Miscanthus lutarioriparius, 2337 nucleotides. Lineage: Eukaryota; Viridiplantae; Streptophyta; Magnoliopsida; Poales; Poaceae. The record is from the annotation of a GenBank genome assembly.